This is a messenger RNA of Danio rerio (zebrafish), 1640 nucleotides long. RefSeq names its product peptidase M20 domain containing 1, tandem duplicate 1 (gene pm20d1.1). Gene Ontology annotation, molecular function: hydrolase activity; aminoacylase activity. Gene Ontology annotation, cellular component: extracellular region. The record is from RefSeq and is marked validated. Gene Ontology annotation, biological process: fatty acid metabolic process; respiratory electron transport chain. NCBI's taxonomy places the organism in Eukaryota, Metazoa, Chordata, Actinopteri, Cypriniformes, Danionidae.
GAUUGUCAUUUUUUGCUGAACUUUUGAAAGAUGAAGACCAAAUUCACCAAGAAGACUGUUUUGAAGUUUUUUGGGAUACUGUUUGCAAUCCUACUACUUUCAGUUUUAAUUUUGUUUUCGGUUGUGAUCGGUAGAACAUUUACUUUUAAAGUGAACAGAGAGCUUGGUCAAUGGGAAAAUACAAGCACCAUUUAUCCCUAUUUAAGUCCAGAACAAAAAGAGAAGCUACUGGACAACUUUAAAGUGGCAGUUCAGAUUCCUACAGUGUCCUUUUCAGAGUCUGAUCAGAACAUAACUGCCCUGCAAGAGUUUGACCUGCUGUUGAGGAGAGUUUUCCCGAAGGUCUUCUCCUCCAGUCUGGUCAGACAUGAAGUGGUGGGAAACUACAGUCAUCUGUUCACAGUAGCGGGAGCAGAUGCAGGCCUGGAGCCCUACAUGCUCCUGGCUCACAUUGAUGUAGUGCCGGCUAAUGAGGCGGAUGGAUGGGACGCUCCUCCUUUCUCUGCACAGGAGAUCGAUGGAUUCAUUUACGGACGAGGAACCAUCGAUAAUAAACAGUCUGUGAUGGGGAUCCUUCAGGCGCUGGAAUACCUGCUGGAAAGAGGCUACACUCCUCGCAGGACUUUCUACAUUGGCUUGGGUCACGAUGAGGAAAUCAAUGGUGAAGAAGGUGCAGUGAAGAUUGUGAAUCUGUUGAAGAGUCGUGGAGUGAAGCUUCUUUACGUUUUAGAUGAAGGUCUCACAAUUAUGGAUGGUGUAGUUGAUGGCCUGAAUGAACCUGCUGCAUUAAUUGGUGUAAGUGAGAAGGGUCAGACCACUGUAAAGCUGAGUGUCAGCACUCCUCCAGGACAUUCAUCCAUGCCACCCAGAGAGAGCAGCAUUGGCAUCCUGGCAUCAGCUGUUGCAAGGUUGGAGAAAAAUAGGAUGCCUAAUCUUUUUGGUCAUGGUCCUGAGCGUGCCACAUUUGAGCACCUGGCACAUAAGUUUGGGUGGUCGUAUAGAAUGAUCAUGUCAAAUCUGUGGCUCUUCUCUUCUCUGCUCAGCAGUGUUUUGGAAGGACAGCCUGACACAAAUGCCUUUGUGAGAACAACGACUGCAGUCACCAUGUUCAACUCUGGUGUAAAGAUUAAUGUGAUGCCGGCAUAUGCUGAGGCCUUUGUCAAUUUCCGCAUCCACUCAUCACAGACAGUGCAGGAGGUUCUCAACCUGAUUGAAUCCACUGUAUCUGACAAGCGGGUGAAAGUGGAGUUCAUCAAUGGAUUUGACCCUCUGCCAAUCAGCUCCUAUGAGGACGACACAUUCGGCUACCAGAUCAUCAAGAAAAGCGUCCAGGACAUCUUCCCUCAGGUCACUGUAACUCCAGGCAUCUGUGUGGCCAACACUGACAGCCGGCACUACACUCAACUGUCUCCGGACAUCUAUCGCUUUGCUCCUUCAUGGUACAAACCUGGAGAUUCUGCAAGAUUCCAUGGAGUGAACGAGAGAAUCUCCAUUCAGAACUAUGAAGAGAUCGUGCUGUUUUACUUCCAGCUCAUGCAGAACAGUGAUGUCAGGAAUCUGCCGACACUUCGCUCCUAAAAUGUUACGUUUGUAUGCUUUGGUUCUGACUAAAUAAAGUGGUUUGUAGACUACAGUUCAAA